Monoraphidium neglectum is the source of this 771-nucleotide messenger RNA. RefSeq lists its product as hypothetical. Gene Ontology annotation, cellular component: cytoplasm. Gene Ontology annotation, molecular function: GTP binding; ATP hydrolysis activity. The coding region runs from base 1 to 771 and encodes 256 amino acids. The transcript is spliced from 8 exons. The record is from RefSeq and is a predicted model, not a curated record. Lineage: Eukaryota; Viridiplantae; Chlorophyta; Chlorophyceae; Sphaeropleales; Selenastraceae.
AUGGCGCCCAAGAAGGAGGAGCCCCCUGCCAAAGCAGCCCGCUUCGGGCGUGUCCGCAACAAUUUGAAAAUGGGAAUAUUGGGUCUCCCCAACGUGGGGAAGUCCAGCCUUUUCAACCUCCUCACGGAACAGAACAUUGCCGCAGAGAACUACCCCUUCUGCACCAUUGACCCAAACGAUAGCCGCUGUGCAGUACCAGACGCGCGCUAUGACUGGCUCUGUGACCUUUGGAAGCCGCCGUCCAUGUACCCGGCCUACCUCCACGUCACAGACAUCGCCGGCCUGGUGCGCGGCGCCGCGGAGGGCGCGGGCCUGGGCAACGCUUUCCUGUCGCACGUGGCGGCGGUGGACGGGCUGUUCCACGUGGUGCGCGCCUUUGAGAGCGACGAGGUGGUCCACGUGGACGACAGCGUGGACCCCGUGAGGGACCUGGACACCAUCCAGAUGGAGCUGUGCAAGAAGGACCUGGAUUACGUGGGCCGCAUGGAGGACGACGCCCUGAAGGACGUCAAGAAGACACCCAACAUGAAGCUGCCCCUCCACUUCUACUCCACCUUUGAGAAGGUGAGGGAGCUGCUCAAGGCGAACAAGCCAGUGCGUGACGCCGAGUGGACCGCCAAGGAGGUCGAGCUGAUCAUGGAGAAGAUGCCCGCGCUGCUGACGGCCAAGCCCGUGGUGUACCUGGUCAACAUGAGCGCGGCGGACUUCCAGCGCAAGAAGAACAAGCACCUGCCCAAGAUCCACCAGUGGGUCCAGAGUGGCCCUGACUGA